GGACUCCCGACGUCUAGUGAUGGGGAAGCCCUGGUGCUUUCGGCCGCCCGAUCGGGUGUAGAGGUUGAGGUUGAGCCCCGGGCACGGGAAUUGGACGCCCGCAGAGGGGAAGAUGGAAGCGUGGCGCUGUGUGAGGAGGGGCUACGGCCGCUGUGUGGUGGGGAGAGGCCGAUACCCCAUGUUACCCCAUCACCAGAAGAGUCUGGCCAGAGAUUGGACGACACCGUGGGAAAAUCUGCAAAGGUGUUGCUGGAACAGGCAUAUUUCUAGUUGUAUGAGGUGGCCUGGACAUUAUUCUCGUGCUCCUUACCCCUACUUCAGUAGUAGGCAUUUUUCACUAAAUUGGAGACCACCUUGUUUAUUUGAGUCUAGAACUCCGUUUCAGUACUGGAACUGGAGACCUGACAACCUGAGCCAGACCUCUUUGAUUCAUCUCUCUAAUUACAUCAUGAACUCUGAGGGAGAUGAGCCUUCAUCAAAACGAAGAAAACACCAAGGCACAAUACAACGACAUUGGGAAUAUAUAUGUAACCAUAAUAAAGACAAGACGAAGAUCCUAGGAGACAAAAAUGUUGACCCCAAAUGUGAAGACAGUGAUGACAAGUUUGACUUUUCAGUGAUGUCCUAUAAUAUACUUUCACAAGAUUUAUUGGAAGACAAUUCACAUCUCUAUAGACACUGCCGGCGGCCAGUUUUACACUGGAGUUUUAGGUUCCCCAAUAUCCUGAAAGAAAUUAAACACUUUGAUGCAGAUGUACUAUGUUUGCAAGAAGUUCAAGAAGAUCAUUAUGGAGCAGAGAUCAGGCCAAGUUUGGAAUCUUUGGGUUAUCACUGUGAAUACAAGAUGCGGACAGGAAGGAAACCUGAUGGCUGUGCCAUAUGCUUCAAACAUUCCAAGUUUUCACUCUUAUCGGUGAACCCAGUGGAAUUCUACCGCCGUGAUGUUCCUCUGUUGGAUAGAGACAAUGUUGGAUUAGUGUUACUUUUGCAGCCCAAAAUUCCGAGUGCUGCCUCUCCUGUGAUCUGUGUAGCUAACACACAUCUGUUGUAUAACCCAAGGCGAGGUGAUAUUAAGCUGACCCAAUUGGCAAUGCUUCUGGCAGAGAUUUCCAGUGUCGCCCAUCAGAAAGAUGGCAGCUUCUGCCCUAUCGUUAUGUGUGGUGACUUUAAUUCUGUUCCUGGUUCUCCGCUCUAUAGUUUUAUAAAGGAAGGAAAAUUGAAUUAUGAAGGACUUGCCAUUGGCAAGGUAUCUGGCCAGGAACAGUCUUCACGGGGACAAAGAAUUUUAUCUAUUCCCAUUUGGCCCCCAAACCUAGGUAUCUCACAGAACUGUGUGUAUGAGGUACAGCAGUUACCAAAAGUAGAAAAGACAGACAGUGAUCUGACACAGACAGAGCUGGACAAAACAGAGGUCCUAGUGACAGCUGAAAAAUUAUCUUCAAAUUUACAGCACCAUUUCAGCUUGUCAUCUGUUUAUUCACAUUAUUUUCCUGACACUGGAAUUCCAGAAGUGACCACUUGUCAUUCCCGAAGUGCCAUAACUGUGGAUUAUAUUUUCUAUUCUGCUGAAAAGGAAGAUGUUGCCAGGCAGCCAGGAGCUGAGGUUGCUCUGGUUGGUGGCUUGAAACUUCUGGCCAGACUAUCACUCCUUACGGAACAAGACUUAUGGACUGUUAAUGGACUUCCAAAUGAAAAUAAUUCUUCAGAUCAUCUACCUUUAUUGGCUAAAUUCAGACUUGAGCUGUGACUCUUCUUU
Messenger RNA from Lontra canadensis (Northern American river otter), 1756 nucleotides. RefSeq names its product angel homolog 2 (gene ANGEL2). NCBI's taxonomy places the organism in Eukaryota, Metazoa, Chordata, Mammalia, Carnivora, Mustelidae. The transcript has 9 exons. The record is from RefSeq and is a predicted model, not a curated record. Gene Ontology annotation, molecular function: 3'-5'-RNA exonuclease activity; mRNA 3'-UTR binding. Bases 113 to 1747 code for a protein of 544 amino acids. Gene Ontology annotation, biological process: 3'-UTR-mediated mRNA stabilization.